Perkinsus marinus ATCC 50983 is the source of this 786-nucleotide messenger RNA. RefSeq lists its product as hypothetical. NCBI's taxonomy places the organism in Eukaryota, Perkinsozoa, Perkinsida, Perkinsidae. The transcript is spliced from 7 exons. The coding region runs from base 1 to 786 and encodes 261 amino acids. The record is from RefSeq and is a predicted model, not a curated record.
AUGAAAAGAGUCAUUGGCUCUCUUGUAUGCCAGACCAGUUUAGCAGAGGUUUGCAUCGAGGCUAAUACCAAGCAUAGACUAGGGGGUGUCGAUUUCGAUGCUGCGACCCGCAUGCCGACAUCCCUAACUUGGUACGACUGGAUCGGCCCUCGAAUCAAGUGUCUAGACGAUACCACUGCCCCCACUAUAAUAACGGACUUGCCUACUGGUGAGGGCGUCAAGUACGCCUUUGUGAAAUGGUCAGCUCGAGGGGAUAAGCUGGCGGUCACUGUGAAAGGUGUUACCGGUCAGUCCAACUCGUCGUGCCCCUGCCUUCCUACGGCAGAUACUACCAAUUCCAGCAUCAGCGUUUAUAUCAUCGAUGCCCUCACAGGCCAAGCUAAUCGUAUAGGGGAAGGCCUACGGCUCAAUGCUGUAACGGGUGCAUGCCCUUACCUGUGGUCCACUGAUGGGGAACAGCUCCUCCUCUGGUGUGUGCCCGAUGCCAAUAUGAAGGAUAUCGAUAGCAAGAUGGACCGACUGUUCAGUCCACCGGAAGGGCCGGUGACACAGGAGUGUCAUGGAAAGAAGCAAGAGGCACGGACCUACGCUAACACCCUGAAGUCCUCUCAUGACGAUAUGCUUUUCGAGUACUACACUACGACCCAAAUGCACCUCCACACUGUGAGUAGUGGCGAGACAAAGCCAUUGGGCGGGCCAGCUAUGAUAACCGACACGUCCUUCUCCCCGGAUGGCCGCUUUUUGCUCUUGACGGAGAUAACCGGGCCUCCCUUCAGCCGUGAGUAG